AUGCGAGUUAUUCAUUUUUAUUUGGUGAGUAUUUUUUUGUCUGGUGCUAAAUUAAGCCUAGGUAUGUUGAAAGGUGUAGGCUUAAUGACAGCUAAUUCCCCUACUAGUAUAAUGUCAGGUAUUGACCUAUCAAGUCAAAAAACCAAAUCAAGCAUCCUUUUUCCAUCUUCAACAAAUAACAAUCGUUCAACUUCUAAGUUUUCGAUGAACAAAUCAAAUAACCAAGCUCUAAAUAGUAAUAACUAUAUUACAUCAGAGAUGUCGGUAGUAAAUAAAAAUAAAUCACACACAUUUGCAAGUCAAAAUCAUAUUGCUCUACAAUUAGCAGAAUCGUUUUACGAUAGUCCGGGUGAACCUGGUACCGAUUCAUUCAAAUUGUAUGACGCUACAGCAAGUGUUUUCAAAGCUAUAUUUAAAACUUGGCUAAAAUCUAAAGACCAACUAGAUGAUGUCGCAAAUCGUCUAGGGAUUCCUGAUGAAAUUGUUCUAACAGUGAAUGGUUCAAUGGCACAACUGUUCGCCUUUCAACACGACAAUAAUAUAUUAAUAGAAUUAGAAAAUAUAUCAAGAGUGUUCUACUACAUGACUGACGUUAAACACAUGAUUAAAAGAGAUAAAAACAUGGACACCGUUAUUGAUACUAUAAAACCGUUGAUAAAAAAUAUAGAACACGAUAGAGCGCUAAAUGAUAUAGGCGAAUAUGGUGAUAGUGAUCUAGAUACUGUUGUUGGAAAUCUAAAUGACUUUCUAGAAAAUUAUAAAAAUGACAAUUAUAAUAACAGCGACAUUAUGGUUAAUGCAGCAUUAAUGAAAGGCAUGAUGCUCAUAAACCAAACAGAAAAUGACGAAUUCAAUUACGCAUUGAAUAAGCUGAGAAUAUCGUUAUCAAAAGAAUUCUUGAAAAAAGUUGAAGAUAAUCAAUACGAAAUAGAUGGAUCGUUGAUAGCAGAGAAUCACGUAGAAGUGAUUCGUAAUUCGAUGCCAAGUAUAUUCAGUUUAUUGCUCAACCACAUCGAAUUAUUAAAAAUCUUGUCAACACAUACACUUGUUGAUAGUGAACAGAAAAUAACUCAAUAUGUGAGCAAAUGUUUGAAAAAAAUUAUGUCUACCUUUAUAAAUCGUUUUAAAAAUGUUGGGAAAUUAAAUCAAAAAGAAAUUUCAGAUUUAGACAAAAUAGCACAAUUGUUGGAAAAUCUGGACACUGGUAAAGCGGAUAAGGAAAACAAUGAAGAACCAAGUAAAACGUCUCAGGAAAAUACUCAAGAUUCAAGUGAAACGGAUAAGAAUAAAACUCAAGAACCAACUACACCAAAAUUAGAUAUUAAAGAAUUAUUGGCUUUAACGGAACCCGCGAUCGCUGCAGUAUUGAAUCUAGCAGGAGAAAAGGAUGUACAAAAAUGGAAAAAUAAUACAGUUUUUAAAUUCAAAAAUUUUCAAAAAAAUCAGGUUAAAGAAUAUUAUAUGAAUUUGUUAACUAAUAAUUCUGACACAGCUUAUUACUUGGUAAGAUCAUUUGAAAAAAAAUUCUUAAAUGAAAUUGACUAUAAAAAAUUUCAUGAUGGAGGCAGCCAGAAUUAUUUUAUUUAA
This is a messenger RNA of Macrosiphum euphorbiae (potato aphid), 1587 nucleotides long. Lineage: Eukaryota; Metazoa; Arthropoda; Insecta; Hemiptera; Aphididae. The record is from the annotation of a GenBank genome assembly.